AUGGGCUUUCACUCUCCCCUCCGCAAAUCCCACCUCCAACCUUCUACCACCGCGGCACCUCCCUCCUCCUACUCUCGUCAAACCGGCUCGACCUUCCGGGACUCACUCAGGCGUAUUCCAUCCUCCAUCUUCACCCGCGGCGAUACCAAGAAGGAGAUGGAGCGGAAGAAGAGCGUGGAUAAGCUUAACAUGGAGCCUAUCCCGGCUAAGAUGGCGGUACGAGCACCUAUAGUGGAAGCCGGGAUGAUCAAGGAGAAGGAGAAGAAGGUCAAGACCAAGACUCGCAAGGCGCUCGGAGAGCUCUUUGGUUGGGGAAACUCGGCUUCAUCCGCCCCUACCCACCCCGUCAUAUCUCCUCCGUCCCCACUUCGCUGCGCACUCCCGACUCUGCCCAGUAAAGCUCCCACUCCGCCAAUCAAGGAUCACACCAUCCUCCGGAAAGCUCCUCCCUCUGCUAUCCCCCGCAAGCCAUCCUUUGGCUCCAUCGUCUCUCGGCCCACCGUCACCGCCCUCCGCGCGCCCUCUCCCCUCAACUACGGUCGACCCAGUAUCGGAGACGACCCAUUCGGGCGGGAUGACAACGGAGCGGAAGUCGUCACCCAUGCGCCGAAGCGGGACACCCAGACCCCUUCGAUCAAGAGCGACUUUUCGGCGGAAAGGAGGAGGGACAGCUGUCACAGCGGAAAGGCGCUAUCGACCAAGACGGUAGCAAGUGAUGAGGUCAGCGUUCAUGGAGUAGCUAUGCGAGCUCGUAUGUCCAGUCCGCGCCGGGUCACCAUGGCCUCCGUCAUCGAGGAGAAGAAGCGCAUGUCCAACUCUCCCCCGCGUCCCAACUCUCACUCGGCACCUACUCUUAAUCCCCUCAUCGCUCCUCCACCCCGGUCCGACUCACUCAAUCGUGACCUCUUCCCCGCGCCUCGCCAGGCAGCACCCCACCCUCGCGUCCGGGUCACCAAUGCGCCGAUGUACGCUUCUGCUCCGGCUCCACCUCCCACUCCGGCGCCCGCGCUCGUCCCUGCGCCGCCCAGCGCGUCCACCAAGAAGCCCUCGAUGGCUGGUCUCAAGAAGGAGAAGACAAGGAGCAGGGUCUGGGGGUUCUUGGGAAAGAAGAGUGGGAAGGCGAAGGAGGAUAAGGAGAAUGAGCAGCCAGAAUUGGUCGAGACUAUCAACUCGAGACCAUUUGUGCUCGGCAGCAACGUCCAGGUCCUCCACCACGGCAUCUCCCGCCCUAACAUCUCCGCGUCUCACGUCUCCCCUCCCUUCAGACCCGCCGUCCCGGUUUUCCACGUCUCGCAUCCCUCGGUCGACACCAGCUCCGCCACCUGCGCCGACAGCCCAUGCCCCAUUCGCAAGGACCUCCAACCCGAAUAUGGCUGGAACAACACCCUUAUCGUCGAUGCGCCCAAUAAGCGGGACUCAGGAUCUACCAUCGCGUCCUUCUCCGACUUCAAGGCGGCUAUCGAAGAGGCGAACAAUGGCGGACACGGUACCAGUACAACCGGAGCCGAGCACUGCGCCCAGCUUCUCGCCGGCCCGAAAGCCCUUCCCAAGCGCAAGAGUCUCAGCGGUCUCUUCGGCCUCGACAUCAAGGGGAGCUCGUCUGACCUUCAGGCGCCGCUGGUCUCUGCCAGGUCGUUCGCUAGCGACCACUCCGGCUUUGACUGGUCUCCACCCAAGCUUCGCCCUCUUUCGGAGGAGAUGAAUGAGAUGACUUUCGGUUCGUUCAGCGGGAAUGAUCUAGGCAAUCCUACGUUGCAGAAGCCGGACCCGAGUCUGCGGCGAGUCGCCUCCGCCACCGACAAGCUGGUCAGCCUAGUCUCCAACUUUGACUUUAGCCCGGCUCCAUCGCCCGCCAAUCCCCGUAUCGCCCCUGUCGCAUCCUUCACAUCCCUCCGACACCGGAUCUCCAACUCCCCCACCCCGAUCCGCAAGGUCAAAUCCGCCAUGCUCUUCCACAAGUCCAACAUCCCUCCGGUCAAGGCUUCCGCCAUCAGUCCGCUCAAGUACGUCCUCCACCGCGCGCACGUGCGCAAGAUGGACGGCGUGGGAAUCUGCGCCGAGAAGCCCGAUACCGACUCUCCGCCGCCCAGCAGUCUCGUCAAGCGGGGUAUGCGGAACCCUUUCGCUCCUCCGUCCCCGGACCGCGGGUCAGGCGGAUCUACUACUCCAGCGGUCGUCGCUGGCUCGCCUCUAGCCAAGCGGGCUCGCGAUCCCAUUGCUUUCGGUCCAGCGAUGGGCUUGGCGGGCUUUAUGGAUGAGCAGACGAGCGGGGAUGUCGGGGAUGUACCGGCGGACCUGCAGGCGAUGUUUAUGGGUCUACAAGGCGAGGAUGCGGACCUCGGCGCAUUAGGUCUGCCCGUUCCCCCGAUGGAUCGGGUCGCACCUCGUCGUCCCGCCAGAGCCGCGCCCAAGAUCUCCCUCCCUCCCGUCCCUCCUCCCGCUCGGCCAUCGACAACUUCCACGCCUCUCUCGGUCAACAUCAAGACUGUCAUCGACCAGGACCAAGACUUUGCGGUCGACCAGUAUACCACCCCGAUCGACAAUCGGAAGUCGUUCGACUUCGUCAACAACAGUAGCGGAAACCGGGACUCGUUUGACUUUACAAGCGAGUACGAGGAGCUCGAUAGAGGGACGCACCGGGCGUCCUUCGUCGAGGCUCUUCAUCGGAUCGGGAGCUCAGACAUGCUCAAGGCCAAGAUGGCGGAUCUUCCUGCUCUUCCUCCCCUCCCCGCCGGCCCACUCUGGACCAUCGAGCAGUCCCCCGACUCGGUCCGGACCCUCAAGAUGGGCGAUACCCACGCGGAUAGAUUUGCGGACGCUCCCGAGCCUACGGUCACCCGCUACGUCUCCCCCGCUCGACCCCGGAAGGCUCCCUUCCAGGGUACAUUUGCGUUCCAGCAGCAAAUCAUCGGCAAGACCAGCCCGAAUCUUCCACCUCCGGUCCCACCUCUUCCUGCCCACUUGGCUCCAGAGUCCAUCUGGACCAAGAGCCACUCGCGCGGCGAGUCCGGGUUGAGUAUCGCUACUCUAUCAAGCGUCGGGAGCGUCAUCGACACGGCGGAGACUGCUCGGGAGUACACCAACUACUUUGAGGUCAACUUUACGCAGCACCUCGCCAAGCAGACCAGCGCGACACAGGCGCACAGCCGUGGCACCAGCAUCGACUCGCUUUACCUCGACACCUCGGACCCACGGGCGCCUACUCGGCGGGCACACCAUCGUCGGAACUCGUCCAUCAUCUCGGUCGAGUCUAUCGGCGUGCCCGGGCAGGUGCUCUCUACCGGUCUUCCCCCGAACAGCCUAUACAAUAAUGUCCGCCGGUCCGGCUAUAUCUCGAAGCAUCGGCGAGACGGGUCGACCGACUCGGCGUUUGGUCGAUCGGACUGGGCAAGCCAUCGUCGGUCCAUGUCUACCGAGAGCACCACGUCUGUCACGUCCGUCUCGCGCAUCGUGCGCCCGGGACUCGGGGACCGGAUGUUCAAGCUGGACGGAGGGGUCCAACUGUCAUCCAUCACGGGCUCGCCGGCCGAUGCGCUUACGCACAACCGGGGUCGGAGCGGGAGCUGGGCAAGCUCGGAUCGGGAGGAGGUAUCGUAUGACACCAUCCUUGAUGGCUCGCCCAAGGAUGCUAUCUUUGACUCGCUCUUCGAUGGUCGGGGCGUGGCGUCCGGGUCGGAGACGGAGGCGGAAGCCGAGGCUGAGCGGCACUCGCUCUCGUCGAGCUCAACGGAGAAGCGGUUCUCUGGCUUAUCAGAGUCAGUCUUUGGCGCAGAUACCGAGGAGGCGGUGAUCAAGCAGGGGUUCUUCCUCAAGGGGAUGAGGCCCGUCUCUGCCAUUAGCUCGGGUUUGAGCUCGGAGAACGGGGAGGACACCUUCUUGGAUAUUAAGCGGUACAUCAAGCGGGCGAAGGAGGAGUGCUUUGAGAGUCCCGGGGAGGAGCAUAUGACGCCGAUCCAGGAGACACUCAGAAGAAGCACAGGUACCUCUUCCCUCUCCGGCUCGUUCCCCCGUCCCGCUAAGCCCAACUCGGCACGCCGUCGUCGUCCCGCCCACCUCGUAUUCGGUAUGGCGGACCCCAGCACCCCUGGCCUCACCUCCCCCUCCACCUCGGAGACCUCAUCCCGCCUCUCUCUCGAGACCCGCUUCUCCUCGGAGCGGAGCAUGGGCCACUUCCGCCAGAAAUCAUCCGCCAACAUCCACACCCAAGCGACCAUCAAGGAGGAGAUCUCUCUCGCUACUCUCCGCCCACCAAAGUCAUCCUCCAGUCCCAGGGUCCGCAUUGUCCUUUCCCGAGAGAACCUGCGUCGGCAGGAUACCCUGGCGGCGUACGAGUCGGACGAGGACAAGGACGACGACUCGACCGAGUCCAUCACUGCCUGGCUGCGGUUCCAGCGGGAAGCGGACGAGGUGUGUCGCCGUACCAAGUCGGACUUCCGGGACUCGGCCGAGAGCCGCGCGGCUGUAGCGGAGUUCCAAGGUCAGACACGGUUCUCCCCGCAGAGCGUUGCGGACUUUCUCGCUCAAUCUGCGGCGGUCUACAAGCCGCUCGAGAAGGCCAUCCCGACCCAACGGCCUAGGGAUCAGGCGCAUCGUCGUAAAGUGUCCCUCGCGGAUGCUCGGGCCCUUACUUCGCCGUACGGUCUCCCCCUCCCCAAGCCGGCCACGGUCAACAAGCCCCGCGGGAGCUUGACGACCAAGUUUGAACGGAGCAACUCGGCUGCCUCGUACAUUUCCAGCGAAGACGGCGCGGGCGCGGGCGGCGACGGUACUCCCAAAUCCGGAAUCUUUGAUCAUCUCAUGUCGGAUCUCGUACCCUCGCCCCGCCGGUCUCCUCCACGGUCUGCACCACCACCCAGCACCGGCGUGUUUGCGGGGUUCCUGCAUCAGCGUCAAUCGCCAUCAGGGGACGUGUUCAAUCUCGCGAGCCACGCCGCGGGCGGGCAGCAGAAGAGGGGCAAGGCGUCGGAUCCACCCGCGCGGACUCAACCGCUCGUUUCGCUCUCAAAGGAGAACCAGGCUGUCGGACCGGCGGAUAACCGGGCGCGGGUCGACUCGGGAACAAGGCGCAAGGCGCUCGGAUGGGGGAGGCGGCGGAAUUCGGAUGGACCGGCGCAGGUCGUGCAGAGCAAAGUCGUUCCUCUGGGAGUGGGGUUGGGACCGAGAAUGGCAAGAGCGGCGGUGAUGAAGGAUAAAGAGAAUGCUGUGGUUCCACCAGUGCCGGCGAUUAAGAUGAAGAGUAUCCCUCGACCUCGCUACCCGAGCGGUGCGCGUCCUGCUCAGCGAGCUGCUGGACCCAUUGGCGGGCGAGCGAUGCGUGCUUGA
This is a messenger RNA of Dioszegia hungarica, 5322 nucleotides long. RefSeq lists its product as uncharacterized. NCBI's taxonomy places the organism in Eukaryota, Fungi, Basidiomycota, Tremellomycetes, Tremellales, Bulleribasidiaceae. The record is from RefSeq and is a predicted model, not a curated record. The transcript has 6 exons. The coding region runs from base 1 to 5322 and encodes 1773 amino acids.